CCUAAACUUAAUUGUUUUUAAUAUUUUAUUUCAUUUUUAGUUUUGAAUACGAGAGGGGAAAAUAUUAAAAUAACACCUUAAGAUAUGUCCGAAACAUUUCAAAUCUUGUUCAGAAUCAAACAACAAAAAUUCGGUGUCCAGUCAAAGUCAACGCUGGUGGGCAUAUCGACUCUGAUGAAUGGGGAAUCUGAAAGAGAUGAUGAGAUCGGAGACGGCGACCCUCGUCCUGGUCAAUCUCGCUGGAAUCAUGGAGCGGGCCGACGAGUCCCUGCUGCCGGGGGUCUAUAAGGAGGUCGGCGCCGCCCUCCACGCCGACCCCACUCGCCUCGGCUCCCUCACCCUCUUCAGAUCCAUCGUCCAGUCCUCCUGCUACCCGCUCGCCGCCUACCUCGCCGUCCGCCACAAUCGGGCCCACGUCAUCGCCGCCGGCGCCUUCCUCUGGGCCGCCGCUACCUUCCUCGUCGCCUUCUCCUCAACAUUCGCCGAGGUUGCAAUAUCGCGUGGACUGAACGGUAUCGGUCUAGCCAUCGUGACCCCGGCCAUCCAAUCCCUCGUGGCCGACUCCACCGACGACACCAACCGCGGGACCGCCUUCGGCUGGCUCCAACUCACCGGAAACCUCGGCUCCAUCAUCGGCGGCCUCAUCUCUGUCCUCCUCGCCUCCACCUCCUUCCUCGGCGUGCCAGGCUGGCGCCUCGCCUUCCACCUCGUCGGCCUACUCAGCGUCCUCAUUGGCAUUCUUGUCCGCCUCUUCGCCACCGACCCCCGAGGAGCACCCGAUAAUCUCACCCACCACCAAACCCCUAAUAAAACCACCUUUCGUGACGAGGUUAAGGGUUUGAUAAAGGAGGCAAGGGACGUGAUCCGAGUCCCGACUUUCCAAAUACUCGUGGCCCAGGGAGUGUCAGGCUCCUUCCCUUGGUCCUCCAUGUCGUUCGUGCCCAUGUGGCUCGAGCUCAUGGGCUUCUCGCACGGGACCACGGCAGUUAUUCUCACCGUGUUCAGUGUGGCGGGUUCGUUAGGGGGAUUGUUCGGCGGGAAGAUGGGGGACGUGUUGGCCGUGCGGCUGCCCAAUGCCGGGAGGAUUAUUAUGUCUCAGGUGAGCUCGGGAUCGGCCAUCCCGCUCGCGGCCAUUCUGCUGCUCGGAUUGCCGGACGACCCGUCGACGGCGUGGGCCCACGGGUUCGUGUUCUUCGUGCUCGGGCUUUUCGCGUCGUGGAAUGCGCCGGCUACGAACAACCCGAUAUUUGCAGAGAUAGUCCCCAAGCGGUCCCGGACGAGCAUCUACGCCCUGGACAGGUCGUUUGAGUCCGUACUGGCCUCGUUCGCACCCCCAGUCGUCGGGUUUUUGGCCCAGCACGCGUACGGCUUCAAACCCCCUUACAAAGACUCGGACGGCUCUAAAAGAAUCGAUGCCGACCGAGAAAACGCAAAGUCGCUCGGGAAAGCUCUCUACACGGCAAUUGGCAUACCCAUGGCAAUAUGCUGUGUUUUCUACUCUUUUCUCUACUGCACGUACCCUCGCGACAGGGAUAGAGCGAAAAUGGAGGCUCUGAUCGAAUCCGAGAUGCGAGAGAUCGAAAGUAAUGGCUCGGAUUUAGUGCUAGGGUCUUACGGAAAGGAAGAGAGUGCAAUAGAUAUGGACUAUAAUGAGAGGGACAAUUUCGAUGAGAAUGACAAACGAAGGUUGCUGACAUCAUCGGAUGCAGGUAAAUUGUAGUACAAGUGAUUCGAGGUGUUUGAAGGUACAUUAUGUUGUAUGGAGAAUUUUACAGAAAGUAGAAAGUACCCUUGUAGUUAUGACUUAUAGAAGGGAAUUGAAAGCAAUUGCACUUGGCUAAUUUUUAGAAUUACGAAUGGCCCCUGUAUACGGGCUUUUUUUUUUUUUCUUCUUUUNUUUCGGAGAGGGAUGUUUGUAGUUUAUAAUUGAUACAUUGGUUGUUUCAUAUAUGACGAACUACACUACAUAUCGGGAGUAAUUCUGUUAUUUA
Messenger RNA from Striga asiatica, 1991 nucleotides. The record is from the annotation of a GenBank genome assembly. NCBI's taxonomy places the organism in Eukaryota, Viridiplantae, Streptophyta, Magnoliopsida, Lamiales, Orobanchaceae.